Molecule: messenger RNA, 2807 nt
Organism: Anarrhichthys ocellatus (wolf-eel)
Lineage: Eukaryota; Metazoa; Chordata; Actinopteri; Perciformes; Anarhichadidae
Gene: ifrd2
Product: interferon-related developmental regulator 2
Exons: 12
Coding region: 988-2448 (486 amino acids)
Source: RefSeq, a predicted model, not a curated record
GUAGCAGCCAUGCUAACUCACCAGGAAUGUAGUGACUGCAUAUGGCAGUUACGAUUAAAGUGCUAAUGCACGCUGUAAAGCUUGUAUGCAACACCUUUCUCGUUAAGCCACACUAACCUAACGUUAGCUGUAACAGUUACAUUAGUAGUCUGGGUAUCUUUUCCACGCGGCACGAUUUAAAAACAGCGAUAAUGUCACAGCUGGUUGCUCCUCUAACUUUAGCCACUUGACUUAAAUAGGUUUUCCAGACUGCCAUGUGGUUCAUAGUGAUGUAGCUAAGCUCUGCAUGUGUUUGUGAUAUUUAUGUUGAAGCUACUCACUCUACUGAGUUUAUAUAAGAAGUUAAAACAUCGUUGAAGGGCUGAAGAAAGUGUAAUUCGUUUACGGUUAACAGAUAACAUCUGCCAGCAUUCAGGGCCCUGGUUUGCUAAAGCUACACUUGCCGGGUUAAAGUUAACCGCACGGUAUUUUUAGCAGCCAUGUGCCGCUUAGUACAGGUAACGUAACUUUGGAGAAACUGCGUUGAAGAGGACCAACGUGUGCAACAAUAGGGUCUUUAAUUGCACAUGUUUCGAGUUCGUUUACGUGCAGUUAAAUUGCAGCGCGGAAUUCACGGUUGCACGUUUCAAUCGUUGUACAGUAGUGUUGCGGACCAUGCAUGUGCCUGUAAGGGCGUUACAGACAUGGAUGUACAUAAAGCGAACAGUUGCAGCCCCCUCACGUUGCAUGGAGUGACGUAACCCGGGAAGCACACACGUGCCAGCGCCGAAAUACACGCACACGCUAACUCACAUAUACAGUUUCGAGAGAUAUAGAUAUAUGCUAAUUGCUUUACAGAUUAAAAAUAGAGACUCACUGGGAAAUAUAACAGACAUUGACUAAGAUAGGUAGUAUUUGCACAUCUGUGUCAAUUUUAUGAUUCAGCAUUGUUAAUUAUGCAUCAGUAUUUUCUAAUGAAAAGUUCCAGGAAAAUGGUGCUCACUUCUGAUGUUUUCUACCCCGUCAUGGUCAUCCCUGCAUUUGACCUAUCUUUGCAUUCAUUCAUUCAUUCCCUUCACCUUCUUGCUCCACUCUAUAUACACCCUUUACCCAUCCAUUCAUCCCUCCGUCCAUACUUCAUCUCCAGGCUGUCUUCGUCAGGAGGUUCUUCAGCUGCAGCUGUCGGCUAAAGCCUCGCCGAAAGGAGUUAGAAAUGGGGUGAAGGGAGAGUCCGGUGCCAGCGAUGAUGAUCCGACGUCUGAUAUUCUCAGCCACGGCAGCAGUGCCAGCGAAUGCACUUCUGUGGUGGAAGAGGCCGUAGGAGGGGAGCAGGUGGAUGAGCUGACGGCCCAGGAAGAGACAGAAGACAAACUAAAGCAGUGUAUAGACAACCUGAUGGAUAAGAGCGCUAAGACGCGUCUAGCAGGUCUCGAGUCGUUGCGACAGGCCUUCUCCUCCAGAGUGCUGUACGACUUCCUGACAGAGAGACGCCUCACCAUCAGCGACUGCCUGGAAAGGAGCCUUAAAAAGGGCAGCGUGGAGGAGCAGGUAGCGGCGGCCAUGGUCUUCACCCUGCUCUGUAUCCAGCUGGGGGGUGGAGAUGAGGCAGAGGAGGGCUUCAAGAUGCUUCGCCCCAUCUUCACCGCAAUUCUAAUUGACAACAGUGCCAGCAUAGCAGUCCGCCAGAGUUGUGCCAGAGCUCUGGGGGUGUGCUGCUAUGUCUCUACCUCUGAAGAAGGAGAGGACUUGAUCAAGUCGUUGGCCCUGCUGGAGAGCGUGUUCACGUCGUCCUACCCCAACAGAGAGGGGACGCUGCCCACACCCAAACCCGGCAGUCCAGCCCUACACAACGCCGCCCUGCAGGCCUGGUCACUGCUGGUCACCCUCUGUCCUGCGUCUCGACUGGCUGUGCUGCUUGACCUUCACCUCCCCAAACUGCAGGCGUGUCUGCAGAGCAGUGACGUCAACUACAGGAUAACAGUGGGAGAGACCAUCGCCCUGCUGGUGGAGCUCAGACGAGAUAUAGACGAGGACUUUGAGGUGGAGGACAGUGAAAGUAUGUGUGAAUGUCUGAAGAGUUUAGCCACAGACAGCAAUAAGCAUCGAGCCAAGAACGACCGGCGGAAACAGCGCUCCGUCUUCAGAGACGUGCUACAUUACAUUGAGAGCGAGGACUUCACCGAGGAGAAGAUCAGGUUUGGCGUGGAGAGCGUUUACAUCGACAGCUGGAUGAGGAGACGAAUCUACGAUGCCUUCAAAGAGAUCCUGGAGUCCGGAGUCAGACACCAUCUACAGUUCAACCCACUACUGAGAGACAUCUUUGGCCUCGGCCUGCCCCUCAUCCUGGACGCCACGGUCAAAGCCAACAAGAUCUCUAGAUUUGAGAAGCAUCUUUUCAACUCCGCUGCCUUCAAGGCCAGGACGAAACAGAGGAACAAAGUCCGGGACAAACGGGCCGACGUCAUGUGAGAGAAGGAUGGGGAUGGACCGACUGGAUGGUAUGCAAGGAACUCCUUGAGCUCUAAUGAUGCCUUCAACACUUCAGCUGACAUAAAGACUCAACAAACUCUCAACGGGGCGUUUCACUUGUGCUCCUUAAUUUUAAACUAAUUCUCGAGAUUCAAGAUGGCCAACAUUUAUAUUCUUAGCUCCCACUGUUGAAGGCAAUUUCACUAUUCCUCCUCGCAGACGUUCGCCUUUUUUAACCAUCAAUUUUCCAAUCAUCAUAUUUCACAAAUACUAGGCAAGUUCAUUUGUAUAGCACAUUUCAACAACAAGGCAAUUCAAAGCGCUUCACAUAAAACCAUUAAAAACAUCAAAACACAAGG